GUCUUGAUCUGUGCAUGAGUUCGCAACUACUUGCUAUAUCAUUGUACAUGGCACGGCCGGAUGUUUCUCAAACACCUCGACCUCACGACUGCGUUGAGGCCGUUGUAUCUACCAGAUGAGGUGUUACUAUUUGUCCAGGACAAUGUGGGACUCUAUGAGGGAAAAUUCAAAAUCCCAAGCCAUCAGAAUGGCUCAGUAUAUCUAACCUCACAUCGAAUUUGUUACAUUGAUACAGAAGAUCCACGGAAGAAUUCUGUAGCUAUAGACUUGAAGGAGGUAGAGCGGCAUGAAUUCUAUGCGGGUUUCAUGAGAUCAUCCGCAAAGAUUACAUUAUUCCCAAAACCUUCGAAAAGGUCCUCAAUACAAAAUCGAGCUAUAUCGAAUCUUAGCCAGCCAUCCCGAAGUGCUACUGCUUCUCCUUCCCCACGAACAGACAGUCCAUUUCAUCUGCCAACUUCUGACCCCUCUCCUGUCGGUCCUGGCACUUGGAUAUGUCCGAUUUGCUCUUUUUCGAAUCCCGUACCUUCGAAUUUCGACCCCUACACGGCCAGCGAGCGCACGCCUUUGGCUCCUUGUCUGGCCUGUGGCAUAAAGCCUCCAUAUGCCCUUGUUAUGAAGGCAGCGAUUGCAAGUGCCACGAGUCGACCGGCCCAGCCGUCCCCGGUGCCUGUGAGGGCUCCAAUACCAGUUCGUGGACGAACAGACCAGCCUCGAUCACAACCAGACACAUGGCACCUUUCCUCGAGUGAAGGGACGGAUGUCCAGAAGAGUGCUACGGCGUCAUUUCAGUGUCCGAGAUGUACUUUUCUGAAUCACCCAUCUCUGUUAUCCUGUGAGUUGUGUGGUGCUCCACUGAUCUCGCAAGAUGCUAGUCGUAUCGCUCAGCCACCGGUACGGACCGAGUCUCCUGGACCGGUUCUGAACACUAUGCCUCUCCCGGGAAUGGAAAGUAAUGAGAUUAAAAUUUCUUUUCGAACGGGAGGAGAGAAAAUAUUCCUUGAACGCUUGAAGGGCAGCAUGACACAAAGAAAAUGGCUGUUGCAGAAUGCACCACCUGUGCCAACAGUGGAAGAGAGAACGAUUGCAGGUUCGGGGUCAAGUACACCUACUGGUGAGAGAGUCAAGACAGGGGGUAUUGCUGGCCUUGAGCAGAGGAGUCGUGAAUUGCGGAAGAACAAUGAACUUGUCAUUGGAAACGCUUUCGAGGACCUAGAAGCUCUGAUGGCGUCUGCGAAGGAGAUUAUUGCUCUUGCGGAAUCGUUUGCAGCUACAAAUGGAACGAGUGGAAGCUCCGACUCGAGUGCAGUCGCCAAUGCUUUGGGUCUGGUGACCACUAAAGAUAUGCUUGGUGGAGGAAGUAACUCGGAAUCUCUCUAUAUCUCCGAGCUAUCAAGAAACUUGGCAGAAUUUCUCACGGACGACGCGAGAGGGGUUCUCCGUAAAGCGGGCGGCAUCAUAAGUCUGGUAGAUCUCUGGGCAGUGUUCAAUCGAGCACGUGGAGGUGUGGAGCUUGUCAGUCCUUUGGAUUUCGAAAAGGCUGCUAGGUUGUGGGAGAAGUUAAAACUUCCAGUGAGGUUAAGACAGUUCAAAAGCGGGGUUCUAGUGGUACAAGCUAGUGACCGUACGGAUGAAAAAACCAUAAAGACACUCCUUGCAUGGCUCAACGACCUGCACGUCUUUCCACCAGAUAAAGAUCUCUCCUGGGAUUGGCAAGUCUUUGGAGGAGGCAUUACUGCCCAAGAUGCAGCAGAGAGAUUUGGAUGGAGCAUUGGUGUGGCAGAAGAAGAAUUGGAAAUGGCAGAAGAGAAAGGAGCCUUGUGCAGAGAGGAGAGUAUCGAGGGCUUGAAGUUCUGGGAGAACUGGAUUGAUGAUACACAAGCUCCAGGUGGUCGACAGCUGUACAAUGUGAUAUGAUUAAGAGUUUACGAAUACGGCGAAGUCAGACGACCUCUCUUGAAGUAAGUACCACAUUCCAAGUUUACGAUUCAUAAG
Mollisia scopiformis is the source of this 1992-nucleotide messenger RNA. RefSeq names its product vacuolar protein sorting protein-like protein. The record is from RefSeq and is a predicted model, not a curated record. The transcript has 3 exons. Gene Ontology annotation, cellular component: ESCRT II complex; late endosome membrane. Lineage: Eukaryota; Fungi; Ascomycota; Leotiomycetes; Helotiales; Mollisiaceae. Bases 61 to 1914 code for a protein of 617 amino acids. Gene Ontology annotation, molecular function: phosphatidylinositol-3-phosphate binding; ubiquitin binding. Gene Ontology annotation, biological process: protein transport to vacuole involved in ubiquitin-dependent protein catabolic process via the multivesicular body sorting pathway.